Schistocerca serialis cubense is the source of this 1321-nucleotide messenger RNA. RefSeq names its product zinc finger protein on ecdysone puffs-like. The record is from RefSeq and is a predicted model, not a curated record. Lineage: Eukaryota; Metazoa; Arthropoda; Insecta; Orthoptera; Acrididae. The transcript has 5 exons. Bases 28 to 957 code for a protein of 309 amino acids.
AAAAGGAUUGCCUGUGAGUCAUCUGUUAUGCCAAACAGUGAUAGUGCUUCUUCCAGUACUCACAAAUCACCGUAUAUUCAAGAAAACCGAAUCGGAGAUGACCCCAUUACACAGAUUACUAGAACUGUAUCUAAUUUUGCAGAAGAAACACCAAGUUCUGUUACGAGGAAUGGAAAUGAUCAGAGUGCCAGCAGAAAUUGGCAGUUAACACCACUUGAGGAUGUACCAUUAAACAGAAGUCUUACUCCUUUAAGUGGUAUUACAAGAACGGUGUUAAAUGCAAAUGCAGAGAGAACACAUAGUCAUAAAGCUGGUGAGAGAAAUCAUAGGCUCCGCAGCUUCCGAGAGGAAGAGGAGGAAGAAGAGAAAAUGCUGGAGGAGGAGGAAGAGGAGGAGGAGGAGGAGGAGGAGGAGGGUAGUGGUAGUGAUGGUGAUCGUGACAUUCAUGAUAAUGAUGAAGAAAGAGAGGAAGGAGAAAGCAGCAUUCACAACAAUGACCAACGAGAGAAGGCCGUUGAGACAAGAAGUGUUGAACAUGAAGUCGAUAUAAACACGGACCAACAGUCAGCAGAUGAAUGUAUUGGUAAUAUUGAAUGCACCAAAGACGCUAAAAGUAAACAUGCUGAUGAAAAAGAAGCACAGCAGCAAACCGAUUUACCUGAAUAUAACUCUGAUGUUCCGGUAGGCAGGUCGCUUCUAAAGUGGACUCUGGGGCUGAGAUGUAGAAUGUGUCAUAAAUUUUUCCUGGAGUAUGAACAAGCAGAACAACAUUGCCAGACUCUUGAACAUUAUAACAAUUAUGUGAAAAGACUCAGUGAGCUGCAAUGUGCAUUAAAUAUUGAUCCAAUGGAUGGACCAAAGGCUCUGGAGCUUGAUAGAUUAUUAGAAGAUGAACCUCCAUCAAAUAUACCACCAGAAAGUUCCUAUCUCAGUGAGUUGUGUAGUGGUCUUAUGUGAAAUAAAGUGAUAUAAUUGUGAAUAAAGUAAAGUCAAAUUUAAAAAGGAAAGAGAAUUUAAUUUGUCUGAACAAAACUAAACAUUUAUGUGACUCAGUGAAACUUCUGAGGCUGUCUGAUUACAUGCAUGGUUUGUAUUUCUAGAGUGUUGUUAGUUGAUUUCAGCCCAGAACAUAACAAACUGUGUUGCAUAAGUGAUUGAUUUGCUCACAGUUCAUUAAUGUUGCUGGAAACAGAUUUCAGUGGGUGGCAUAUCUAGAAAACUUUACUCUUUUUGGCAAAAAGUGGAAAGUCAGUAUAAGAAAUUUGCAUUGUCUGAAAUAGAUAUUUUUCACCAUGGGUAUCUAGUAUGUGCAAUGUAUCUA